Manduca sexta (tobacco hornworm) is the source of this 775-nucleotide messenger RNA. RefSeq lists its product as uncharacterized. The annotation marks the transcript as partial. The transcript has a single exon. The record is from RefSeq and is a predicted model, not a curated record. Lineage: Eukaryota; Metazoa; Arthropoda; Insecta; Lepidoptera; Sphingidae.
AUGAAGGCUGCGGCGAUGUCUGUAUGGGUGUUUAUAAACCUUCUGUGUUUCGGGAUGUGUGGCUACUUAUAUCUUAUUUGGUCACAAUAUUGGAUGUACAUAGAAAAACAAAGACUGUUUAACAAAACACCUGCGACGCCGCAAAUAGCUAGCGGCUCCAUAUUAAACGAGCAAAAUACUUACAUUUCAGAGCAAUAUCCAUUACGAAUAUUGUAUAAUUCAACGUCACGAAUGGAGUCAAUGCAUAAAAAUCGUAGAUCUGCGGUGGGUGCGUUCUGGAGCAGUAUCGUAGUAGGCAAACCUUCGAGCUCACAAGAUCAUCCGUCCAACAAUGUAGUAAAGAAAGUUCAUGGCAGCCCCAGAUUUCCUAACAUACAUAAACAAAUACUAGAGUUCGACACCGAUAAAUAUAUGUGCGAGGAUUUCACGACAAUAGAUUGCGAAGAGCGAACAAAAGAAUUCAAAGAGUUAUUAUUAAAAGAGUUUCAUAGAGUGCUGAUGGGAGAUAGCAAAGUCUUUCGGUCGGGUUUGAAUUCACAGAAUCCAUACGACGUUAAGUAUGAAGUUGGUAAUCAGAAGGAACGAUCGAAGCAGGAGGUGAUGUGUGCGUUAAAGCGUGUGAGGGUUCGGACCGUGCUGCGGAGUGAGGAGCCCUUCGCGCGGCUCGGAUAUCGCAUUCCUAUCGCGCCUCUGCUGGCCGGCCGAACCUUCAACACCUGCGCGGUGGUCACUAGCGCGGGAGCGUUGCUUGGCUCUCGGUUGGGUGAUUUUAUAG